AUGAGAAAAGCUGCAGAAACCCAGGUGCCAUUCCUCAGCAGUUAUAAAGCCACUCAGACCAGAGCCAAAGCCCAGUGCUCACUGUCAGAUCCACAGCUGGUCUCAGGAGCCCUGAUAGAUGUGGCCAAACACCUGGGCAACCUGGCCUUCAGAGUCUGGGAGAAGAUGAAGGAGAAGGUCCACUUUAGUCCUGUCAUUCUGGACCCAAACACUGCUCACCCCCGUCUCUAUCUGUCUGAUGAUCUGACCAGUGUGAGACGUGGAGACACAGACCAGCAGCUUCCUAACAAUCCAGAGAGAAAUACUAACUAUGCCAAUGUUCUGGGCUCUGAGGGCUUCAGCUCAGGGAAACACAGCUGGGAGGUGGAGGUGGGAGAUCAUCGUAGCUGGAUUGUUGGUUUAGUUAAAGAGUCAGUUGACAGGAAGGGAGAGUGUCCGGCUUCACCAGAAUAUGGAUUCUGGUGUUUAUGGCAUCGUGAUGGAAAAUACACUAAUGGUCUUAGUCAGACUGUGACAGUGAAGAAGAGUCUCCAGAGGAUCAGAGUCCAGCUGGACUAUGACAGGGGGGAGGUGUCCUUCUACAACUCUGAAGACAUGACUCACAUCUACACUCACAGAGACACUUUCACUGAGAAACCUUCCCAUAUUUCAGUGUUGCAAAAGCUGACGUUCCCGCUCCCACAUCCCAACGUUCUCAGCCGGACAUCCCCUGAUCCCCAAACUGUACGUGAUGCCAUGGAAAAAAAGGACAUGAAGAACCAGAGGCUGCUGAUGAAGCCAGCGCUCCACCCAGACCUCCUCCUCCUCCUGGGCUCCUCUCAGCCAGACAGACGACAGCUCAUCACCCCCUCCCACUUCUCCAGGUACAACAGCUCUGUGGGGGGACGACCAGCGGUUUACCAAACCUGA
Messenger RNA from Mugil cephalus (flathead mullet), 909 nucleotides. Its product is annotated as zinc-binding protein A33-like. NCBI's taxonomy places the organism in Eukaryota, Metazoa, Chordata, Actinopteri, Mugiliformes, Mugilidae. The transcript has 5 exons. The record is from RefSeq and is a predicted model, not a curated record. Gene Ontology annotation, molecular function: protein binding. Bases 1 to 909 code for a protein of 302 amino acids.